Molecule: messenger RNA, 1868 nt
Organism: Quercus robur (English oak)
Lineage: Eukaryota; Viridiplantae; Streptophyta; Magnoliopsida; Fagales; Fagaceae
Exons: 6
Coding region: 269-1351 (360 amino acids)
Biological process (GO): tRNA guanine ribose methylation
Molecular function (GO): RNA binding
Source: RefSeq, a predicted model, not a curated record
UUUGCUGAAAAAAAAAGACAAAAGAGCGUGAGUAUGUAUGUAUGAGUAAUGAAAACGUGACCGUAUCGUAUUAUCCAUCCAAAACGCUAUCCGUUUUGGGCGCAGCUUGCUUUCCAAAACAAAACCCCCCUCACUCACAUGAUUUUUUUCUGCUUCAUCUCUCUCUCUCUCUCUCUCUGUAACUUCUUUCUUGGCGCCAAAUUCUUCAGACUCUCUGUCUCUGUGUGAGAGAGAAGAGAGAGAGAGAGAGAGAAAGCAAUAAUAAGAAAUGAGCAAAAGCCUCCUACUCCGUUCAUCACUGAGUUCGCUGCGACUCCUCCGAAACUCGUCCUCCACCUCCUUCUCUUCUCUUCUCUCUCUUCUUCCGAAUCCUCCUCAUCAAGGGCUCAGAAUCGUUCUUCCCUAUAACUACAAACUAGUUGCUUCAACUUCAAGACCUUGUUCUCAUGUUGCUGCUGCUACUGCCUCUUGUUCUUCCUCUGAGUCCGAGUCUGAUAUCAACGAUGACCUCUCCAAAGUCGUAAACCUCCUCUCAAACCCAGACGACGUCGCACGCCUCAUGAAGAUGGAGCGCCGCUGUGAUCAUAAUGCCAAUGCCGAUGGAGGCCGCAGCCGCAGCCGCUGGUUCCCAUACCUUGACGAGUUCAGGUGUGGGGCCCAAUGCCUGAACAGCGCCGAGGUUCUGGAGGCUCUCAGUCCCCACAUUUUGGACAUGAGGAAGGACAAGUUUCGCAAUGUCAUCACCAACCGCACCUAUUCCCUCUGCUUGGUCGUUGAAGGUCUCUGUGAUUUCGGCAAUGUCUCCGCCACUUUUCGCUCUGCCGACGCCCUCGGUUUCCAGUCUGUCCAUGUCGUCUCUUGCGAUUCCAAAAGGUAUAAAGAUAACCGCCAUGUUAGCAUGGGUGCGGAGAAAUGGUUGGACAUUGAACUUUGGAGCUCCAUCCAUGAGUGCUUUAAAGUUCUUAAGUCACGUGGUUAUCGAAUUGCGACUACGCAUGUGGGAAUGGAUGCGGUAUCCAUUUACGACAUGGAUUGGUCACACCCAACUGCGAUAGUUGUUGGAAAUGAGAACAGGGGGAUAAGUGAUGAGGCUCUGGAGUUGUCAGAUUUGCAUUGCAGUAUUCCAAUGAAAGGUAUGGUGGACUCUUUCAAUGUUUCAGUUGCUGCUGGCAUCCUCAUGCACCACGCUGUUUGCGACAGAACAUCACGACUGGGCUGUCAUGGUGAUUUGACCUCAAAAGAAAGCCAAAUUUUGCUUGCAGAGUUCUCUUUGCGUCAUAGCAAGAGUGCGCUUAGCAUUGCUCACGAAUAUGCCAAGCGAAAGGCAGUUAUGUGCACACCUAAGCUGUGAUAAAAAAUUUCCAGUUCAACCAUUUAAGAAAUUAUGCAGAAAAAGACUUCAAAAUAGUUGCAAGGAAUUCAAAAUGGUACUCUUUUAGCCAUCCUGGAGGCAGAAGUUAUUUUCUUGACAAAUCUUUGUAUGAUGUGACAGCUCAGGUGAGAAAAGGUAAUAUGGGGGCUUACUUACUGGAAAGGCACAACCUUAGGGACAAGGAUUCUGAUGCAAAGGCCAAGGAUUGCCCAUUUUGGUUAUAAAAUUAUUAGGGAAAUAUAUGUUGCCAAGUGAGUUUUGCAUGUUCUCUUUCUUAUAUUAAACUUCCAUGUUCAGAGUUGUCGUAUGCAUUUACCUCAUCCUAUAGCUCAAAAAAGUGUCAUCAUUCUUCAACACAGUUCACCUUGAUCUGGUAGCCAUCUCUGUUCUGAUUGAUUUGUAUCCUAAAUGCAAUGAUUUGUAUUCUAAAUGCAACAACGUACUCCAAGCUAUGGAAUUGGUUGAUGGCAUGGAGAACAAGGCAUUUUCUCUAAAA